Molecule: messenger RNA, 1636 nt
Organism: Colletotrichum destructivum
Lineage: Eukaryota; Fungi; Ascomycota; Sordariomycetes; Glomerellales; Glomerellaceae
Product: Putative cys/Met metabolism, pyridoxal phosphate-dependent enzyme
Exons: 2
Coding region: 211-1500 (429 amino acids)
Biological process (GO): transsulfuration
Cellular component (GO): cytoplasm
Molecular function (GO): carbon-sulfur lyase activity; pyridoxal phosphate binding
Source: RefSeq, a predicted model, not a curated record
CUUCAUAUUUUCGGCUUCUUGGCUCAUAAUACCUGGGACCCGUCCCCUUUGCUGUGAUUGUCGCACUCCCAAAUACAUCGCAUGCUUGGAUCUUCGGCCCCCCGUCCCUCCAUCCGGUGAAACCUUACGCUUUGCUGCAACACUGCUGUUGCACCCGAAAGAGGAAAAUAAUAUAUAACCUUACCACGCCCCCGCCCACAUUCCUACACCAUGGCUGGAGGAGACGUUCCCGCGAACGGCACCCCGGUCUCAUCCGGAGGACCCGAGGCUGGCGGCAGCUCGGACCCGGCGUACGGCGUCAGCAAGCUGUCGCUCGCCACGCGCACCGUCCAUGCCGACGACGGCAUCAGCGCCCACCGCGCCAUCGCGCCGGCCUUGCACGUCUCCACGACGUUCAGGUACAACCGCGACCCGGACGAGCUGCGGUCAGGGGACAAUGCCGACCCCGCAGCCCCGGGCGAUUCGCACAUUUACUCGCGCUACUCGACGCCUAACACGACCCGCUUCGAGGCCAUCCUCACCUCGGUCCUCGGCGGGCCCUCGCUGACCUACUCUUCGGGCCUGUCGGCUUUCCACGCCAUGCUGGUCUACCUGAACCCGAAGCGCAUCGCCAUCAGCGGCGGGUACCACGGCUGCCACGGCGUCAUCAAGAUCCUGACCAAGCUCAACGGGCUGCAGCAGCUCGAGCUCGACGAGGCGUCGCUCGAGCAGCUCGAGGCGGGCGACGUCGUGCACGUCGAGACGCCGCUGAACCCGACGGGCGAGGCGCGUGACCUGGCCUACUUCAAAAGGGUCGCCGAGCGUAAGGGCGCUUACCUCACGGUCGACGCGACGUUUGCGCCGCCGCCGCUGCAGGACCCUUUCCGGCUCGGCGCCGACGUCGUGAUGCACUCCGGGACCAAGUACUUUGGCGGGCAUUCGGACAUGCUCUGCGGCGUGCUGGCCGUCCACCCGAAGCACGCGGACGAGUGGAUGCCGAACCUGGUCCUGGAGCGCUGCUUCAUCGGCGGCGUCAUGGGCAGCAUGGAGGGCUGGCUGGGCGUGCGGUCGAUGCGGACGCUGGAGCUGCGCGUGGGCCGCCAGUCGCAAUCCGCGACGGAGCUCGUCCGCUGGCUCGACGCCGAGAUCCGCCGGGACCCGUCGGGCGUCGUCGGCGGCGUCGUCGACCGGGUCUUGCACGCGAGCCUGCAGAAGGAGGACCUGGCGGGCGGCGAGGGCUGGCUCGCGAAGCAGAUGCCCGGCGGCUUCGGCCCCGUCUUCGCCAUCUUGCUGAAGGACGCCGAGGACGCCAAGAGGCUGCCGAGCAAGAUGGGGCUGUUCCACCACGCGACCUCGCUGGGCGGCGUCGAGAGCCUGAUCGAGUGGCGUGCCAUGAGCGACAGCGGGUGCGAUAAGAGGCUGCUGAGGGUCAGCGUCGGUGUCGAGGGGUGGGAGGACCUGAGGGACGACCUGGUGCAGGGUUUCAAGCAGUUGAUCGAGGAGAAGAAGAAGAGGGCCUGAAGGCUGUUUGUCUACUCAGGGAUGAUGGACUUUCAAGUACCAGGUAGAUCGAUAGGUAUAUGGUAUCCACAAUAGAAUAACCUUUCAGGGUUCAGAGGAGAAGGACACUUGCCAAUUGCCCUUUCAUGGCACUUGA